Molecule: messenger RNA, 2863 nt
Organism: Apus apus (common swift)
Lineage: Eukaryota; Metazoa; Chordata; Aves; Apodiformes; Apodidae
Gene: RAB9A
Product: RAB9A, member RAS oncogene family
Exons: 2
Coding region: 219-824 (201 amino acids)
Biological process (GO): Rab protein signal transduction; retrograde transport, endosome to Golgi
Cellular component (GO): late endosome; phagocytic vesicle; lysosome
Molecular function (GO): GTPase activity; GTP binding
Source: RefSeq, a predicted model, not a curated record
CGACAGCCACGAGCUGGCCUCCCCGGCACCGCGGACACGGGCACGGCGAGACAACCGCCUUUGACACCUAACUCGGACCCGCACCUCCUACAGCAGCGCGUUCCGAAACUCAGCGUCCCAGCCCAUCCUGGCGCGGUGCCAGGGCGCACCUGCUUCCGCACGCCACAGGCUAGCGACGAAGCAGGUCUAGGAAAUCAGGAGGAUCUGUUUCUCUAACAAUGGCAGCAAAAUCAUCACUCCUUAAAGUAAUACUGCUAGGAGAUGGUGGAGUCGGGAAGAGCUCCCUUAUGAACAGAUACGUCACCAACAAGUUUGAUGCACAGCUGUUUCAUACAAUAGGUGUGGAAUUCUUAAAUAAAGAGUUGGAAGUUGAUGGACAUUUUGUUACAAUGCAGAUAUGGGACACGGCAGGUCAGGAACGUUUUCGGAGCUUGCGGACUCCUUUCUAUAGAGGUUCUGACUGUUGUCUGCUAACCUUCAGCGUGGAUGACUCUCAAAGCUUCCAAAACUUAAGCAACUGGAAGAAAGAAUUCAUUUAUUAUGCAGACGUCAAGGAGCCUGAAAGUUUUCCGUUUGUGAUAUUGGGUAACAAAGUUGAUAUUGAUGACAGGCAAGUGUCUACAGAAGAAGCCCAAGACUGGUGCAGGAAUAAUGGCAACCAUCCGUAUUUUGAAACCAGUGCAAAAGAUGCCACCAAUGUUGCAGCAGCCUUUGAAGAAGCAGUUAGAAGAGUGCUAGCCUCUGAAGACAGAUCAGAUCACUUUAUUCAAACAGAUACAGUAAACCUUCAUCGGAAACCGAAACCCAGUUCAUCUUGUUGUUGACUUUUUUUUUUUUUGCAAAUUACUUUUGACUAGCUUGCUCUGUUAAAGGAUGAGGAAGGUGUAGUAGAUAAAAUAACAAAUGGGUUUCACUCUAAUAUUAAAAUUGUAAUAUUCUGCUGCUUUCUACGGGAAGCAAAAGAAAAAAAAAAUGCAUCCAUGAGUGACCCAUUAUUGAAUUAGUGACACUUUCUGUUUAGGAAGGUGUUAAGUAAAAACAAUAAUGUAAGAAUGUAAUUUGCCAACUUUAUUCAAAUGAUAAAUACUUUGAAUAUAAUUAAAACUUGAAAGUUCUAGAAGCACUACUUUGGAGAAACUGUUCUGGAAUUCAGGCACAAAGAUACUUUUAUAGGUGUAUAUUUUUAUGAAAUUGGCAUUCCAUUUUUGUUUCUCUAGAAGUCAGUUUCUUAACAAUGCUAGAUAUUAAACUUCAGUGUCACUACAUUCCUUUUGCUGUGAGUGGUACUUCAUCUCUGAUGUGUUUAUUAUAAGUUAAUAUAAAUUACCUCCAGGUCUUCUCUAAUUGCCUAAUGUUUCUAUAAUUUGUGUAGGUUUUUAAGUAGGAAAUACAUUUCCUACAUAUUUAAUGUCCAUUUUUCUUUCAUUUACUAUUGUAAUGCUCUACUAAUUUUUCCAGCAAGUUUAAUGCAGGAUACUGAUGAGUUAAGACAUGUAUUUGCCUUAAGUCCCAUUCUCGCAUGUUCCUGUUCAAUAAGGUAAUAAAAAUUGAGUCACUGAAGUAUAACUAUUUUUAGAUACGAAAAAAAUACACUUUAUUCAGUCAGCUUUAACUGCACUUGAAGGGAUCCACAUCAUGACAUAAUUGUAAGAGAAUGUUUAGUAUACAGCCUUAAAGUCCCAAACCUCUUUUUCCUUGUUCACCUGAGCUAUGAAUGUGUUUACCAGUAAUCUCUUCACUGUGAAACUAAGGAUUGGCAAUACGUAGAGAACUCAGGAAGCUCUUGAUUUACAGUAGGUUGUGACAGCUUUCAGCCCUAAUACAAGUAAAUACCUGCACCUAGUGAUUGAGCUGAAUUUGAUCCUUACUUAAUUUGUGAUUUUAGGAUAUGGACUUACACAUUUAAGACAAAGUCUUUUAUAUUACUGUACUCAUUACAUGAUUAAGGGACAGUCUUUCUGCAGGAAUGCAGGUGAAACAACAGGUGGCAUAUUUGAGGCUCUCUGUUGCAGUUAAAUGGUACAAUACUUGUACAAGAAGUUGAAAGUUGGUGCUUGGCCUAUCUACUGUCCUACUAUAGCAAACUUGAUCGCACACUUGCUUCGAUGUGUAAUCUGCUAACAGGCAUGCGCGUACACCUGUUGUGGACUUCAAAAGGAAGUCUGAGGCCUAUAGGACAGGCCAUAUUAUUUGCUAAUCUACAGACUGCUUUCUGUACAGCAGUUUUCAUGUUUCAAUAGAAAAGCCUUUCUUGAGAGUACAUUAACAACAAAAGUUUUCUCAUAAUGUAUCUGUUUACUCUGUACCAGGUGUAAUGAUUCAGAAGUAAAGCUUGCAAAACAAACCAUUCUUGUCUCUCUCAGUACACUUUCCUGAAUGUAUUGUAUUCUUGCUUGAACCUGUCCAGGACACCUUUACGCUAUAGUGCUGCUGCUGCUUCAAAGUGAUGUCUUUCUACUUUCUGUAUGUUCUAAGUCUAGUAAUUCCUUCUUGCAGUCCUGCAUAUGCAGCAACAAAAAGGUUUUAAGCUUCAGUGACCUAACAGCUGAAUAUAGAUUGAGCUGCUACUUCUGUUAUGUUUCAUUUCUAGCCAGUGAGUGAAAAGACCUGUGAAGAAAAUCUUAGCUAAAUUCCUCUUAACGGAGCAAAAAGCUUUAAAAACUAAGAUUGCUUGCGUUGAGGGCUACUAAGUUAGUGACAUUAAAUUGUUGUAAAACACUACUGCCUUACUGUUUAAAGCUUCCUUUAAUGUUCAUUUUAGCAAAGGUAAGGUUGAAACAAAACAGGAGAUGGAAGUUACCAUGACUAAGGAUGCUAAAAGAAAUAAAGAGGAGAACCAUUGUGGUCUUUUUUGUCCUUAAAA